UCCAAUUUCUGUAGCAACCCAAUCCAAUUUAUGUUAACCGUUGGGAAACUUCGCGAAUUAUCUAAAUUCUCCAUUUCCAUAACCGCUUCCUUCUUCUUCACAGUUCGUUCUUCUGAGUUAUCAUCUCCGAUCUUUUGCUCCACUCAGACUUCAUCUUUUGUGAGUAGCUAUAUAGCUGUAUAUAAAGCUCAUGCGUGGGCUUGUUGCACUUCUGCUGCGUGCGAAAAACAGUUACAAGCUAAUGUACCCAGUGAAUGGAUCACGGGGUAUAUUGGCGACAUUAACACCUAAGAAACAAGAGAAUAAUGAAUCUGGCGAAAUGGGGCUAGCUUCUAAAGAGAUGGCUGAUCCAAUAGUUGCCUAUAGCCGGCCUCCACCACUUCCUCCUGUUAUAGGACCCUUUGUUGCCCUCUCGUUGUUGGAUACAUGGUGGAACCGCAGCAGGGAUGAUGAUGGGUAAUGAUGUGAGAUAUAAUAAUACCCUUUACUUAAAUAUAAUCUUGGAGAUAAACAUAGCAGCACUGAAUGCAUAGCUUAUCAAUCGUAUCAUGAAACUCCAUAGCUUUAUGUAGCCAUCUAGUAGUGGAUUAAUAAAAGGUGCUACAAAUAUAUUGUAAAUUUUCAGCAUCCAUAUUAGUAUUGCAUGAGGUCUUCUUAAGAACCCUGCAUGAACAUGCAUGUAUGUUAAUGGAUAUUUUGGGUUGAUUUUAAAGGAAUGAAAAAUCUUUAAACUCCGACUCA
Messenger RNA from Trifolium pratense (red clover), 741 nucleotides. RefSeq lists its product as uncharacterized. The coding region runs from base 191 to 460 and encodes 89 amino acids. Lineage: Eukaryota; Viridiplantae; Streptophyta; Magnoliopsida; Fabales; Fabaceae. The record is from RefSeq and is a predicted model, not a curated record. The transcript is spliced from 3 exons.